AUGAACAGCACUUUGAGUGAUGGCGCUCCUUUCUCGGGGUUGAAUCAAGAGGGACCCCGCCAGAAGCGCUCACGCGUCCUGCUGUCAUGCGGACCAUGUCGCUACUCCAAGCUCAAAUGCGACCGGGGCACGCCUUGCUCGCAAUGUCAGAAGAAGGGCCGCGACGACCUCUGCCAAUAUGCCCCCAAGCUGGAGAAGAAGAAGAAGAAGCCCGCGAAGACCAUGGCUGCGCGGCUGAAGCGGCUUGAGGGGAUGGUGCGGGGCAUGAUGGAUGAAGAGGGCAACAUUAUACCGCAGCCUGGUGCUUCGGAUCAACGCCCUCUUGAUGAUGGAUUGAGACAGCCGAUAGGCGGGCAAGUUGUCAGAGGGAAGCAUCAAGCCACGACGUGGGUUGGUCCGACACACUGCUUAGCCAUGCUGGAGGAUAUUGAGGAUCUAAAGGCCUACUUUGAUGACGGGGAUGAUUAUGAAGAGAUUGAUACGCAGUCAGACGAGGUUGAGUCUGCUGGACUCUUCCUACUCUCACCUAAUGCUCCUAGGAAUCGCGAGGACCUCAUCGCGGAGCUGCCGGAGAAGAGGAUCGCCGACAGACUCAUAACGAGGUACUACGCCUGCAUGAGCCCCUCGCAACAUAUCAUACACAGGCCGAGUUUCUCAAGAACUUAUGCUCGCUUCUGGCAAGAUAAUGACAGUGUCAACUUGCACUGGAUCUCCCAGCUUUUCAUGAUGCUCGCUUUGGGCGUCCACUUCAACCGCUUCCAAGCACCCCAAGAGGUCGAGGGUGACUCGCCCAUGCCGGCCAACGAUCGUAUCAAGCACUACAAGUCCAUGGCUGGAUUGGCCCUGUCUUUGGGCAAGUACACCCAGCCCAAUCCUUGGACCAUCCCGGCAUUCAUGCUUUACACGGAAUCAUUUUUCAUCCUCAACCGUGCUGGGCAGAUGCAGUGCUCCAUAUUGUCCAGCGUGUGUGUUAGACUCAUGCUCAAGGUGGGCCUGCAUCGUGAUCCGAGCAAGCUGGCCAACAUCACCCCGUUCGAAGGUGAAAUGAGGAGACGCAUGUGGAACAUGGGCACCCAAGUCGAGACCUUGGUGUCCUUCCACAUGGGCUUGCCCAGUGUCGUCCAGAGCGUCGAGACAGACACCCAGGUUCCUCGGAACUUGAAGGACGAAGACUUUGACGAGAAUUGCACAGAGCUGCCUCCUGGACGCCCAAGUACCGACUGGACAGCCACAACUUAUCCGAUAUGCAAGACCAAGAUCAUGCGCGUUUUCGGGAAUAUUGUCCAGCAAUCUCAUGCUCUCACACCCCCACCCUACAGUGAGGUCCUUCGCUUGGAUCAGAUGCUGCAGGAAACUUGGAAAGGCCUUCCGGCCUUUAUGAUGAACCGCCCACUGGACGAGUGCGUCGGUGAUCCUCCGAUUCUGAUCGUCCAGCGCUUCGGGCUGGCAGGGCUGUACAACAAAUCUCGCUGUGUUCUUCACCGGAAAUACCUUGUUGAGACUGCCCCCCUACAGGAACAUGACUAUUCCAGGCAGCAGUGUCUCCAAGGUGCGCUGACAUUACUCAAAAACCAGGAGAAGAUCUGGGAAGCGAGUAAACCAGGAAAUGUCCUAGCGCACCACGGCUGGUUCCUCUCAUCGCUCGCUGUACAUGACUACUUACUCGCGGCUGUCAUUGUGUACAUGAUUCUCAAAGACGAAUCAUACGGCGAUCCAAACAACGAGCGCCAUUGGAGCAACCAACUGGCGGAGACGCCUACAAGAGAUGAACUGAAGCGGAUGUUGAUACGGUCACACACUGCCUGGACCGAUGUAGCAGAAACGGCGGCCGAUCUCCGCAAGACCGCCGACACUCUGGCCAUUAUGCUGUCGAAGCUUGGUGUGCAAUUGAAUGACCGGCAACCGCAACCUUCGCCACUUAUUACGCCAACUGCGGCUUCAGGGAGCAUUGAAUCUUCCGGCAUGGGAGGCGUCUCUAGCUCUUCGAAUGGUCUUAGCGCAACGGGAUAUAUGUCGUCGUUCGGGUUUGAUGGCAAAUUCACGACCACCCAAGCCGAGGACUCAUUUGCAAUGGAGCAGCCGACCGAAGCCAUGCAAAACAUGUCUUUCCCGGAAAUGGGCUUUUCGAUGCUGCCCAGCACUAGUGCCUUCGACUUUGAUUCCUCUUGGGUCGAACCAGAAAACAUGGACUGGCGAUUUCUCGACAUAUCUCUCGCACAUGGCCACACUGCUGGCGCCAAAGUUGACGGCGUCGGGGCCCAGUGGACUGAGAACUCACUCAUGGAUGAUAGUAACAUAGAUUGGGGCAAGGCUGAGCACUGGAGCUAG
Emericellopsis atlantica is the source of this 2328-nucleotide messenger RNA. RefSeq lists its product as uncharacterized. Lineage: Eukaryota; Fungi; Ascomycota; Sordariomycetes; Hypocreales; Bionectriaceae. Gene Ontology annotation, cellular component: nucleus. The transcript has 6 exons. The record is from RefSeq and is a predicted model, not a curated record. Bases 1 to 2328 code for a protein of 775 amino acids. Gene Ontology annotation, biological process: DNA-templated transcription; regulation of DNA-templated transcription. Gene Ontology annotation, molecular function: DNA-binding transcription factor activity, RNA polymerase II-specific; zinc ion binding; DNA binding.